Messenger RNA from Naegleria fowleri, 3324 nucleotides. RefSeq lists its product as uncharacterized. NCBI's taxonomy places the organism in Eukaryota, Heterolobosea, Eutetramitea, Acrasida, Naegleriidae. Bases 1 to 3324 code for a protein of 1107 amino acids. The record is from RefSeq and is a predicted model, not a curated record. The transcript is spliced from 2 exons.
AUGAAUGAAUCUGAAGAAGGGACAUCAUCGUCUGCCUUGCCAUCUUCUCCGAAAGAAGAAGAGCAUCUUAGUUUGAUUAGAGCGAGUGAUGAAUCAGCAAAUAUAAUUAUUGAGGAGUCUGUUGCUUGGCCUCUUGCGACCGAAGAAGAGGAUUUAUCUACUUCAAGUAUUCACGAACAGGAUGUCAUCUUGUCAGAAACAACAACAUCCAAUAAUUUGUUGGACAACACAACAACAAAUGCUCUCAAUGUUCAGGUAGAAUCCGAAACAAACCCUACCAAAACUCAGCCAUCAUCCAUUGAUUUUAACGAUUCAGCAAAUUUAUUGGUUGAAGAGUUAUCGCCAUCUUCCACCAUGUCAUCAUCAUCAUCAGCCCAAGAAGAAGACGCCAAGCAACCUGAGAGUUCUGUGAACAAUGUUGUUGAUGAACAAAUGCAAGAAACUAAAUUUCAUAUUCAUGAAUAUAACAAUAGGCUAUUGAACCAAAUUUUGGAAAUGAAUUCUACGAGCCACAACCAUUCGGAGAGCACACGAAUUGCCAGCCAAGCAAAUAAUUUGGACGUCCAUGCCACUAACAGUGGCGACAACAAUGUUGCUACUCCUCAAUCCAAUGUUUAUGGUUUGCCUUUACCAAAUAAUACAUUUGGAUGUCCACCACGAUAUCACGUUAUUCAAUGUUUGAUUUAUUGGGAUUAUGAAAACAUUUCACUUUCUUCAAACAUGAUGAUUCCUUCCUCACAAAUAGUCUCGAAAUUAGAAGAACAAAAAAGUAACAUUACAACAACCAGCUUGUUUUUAACAUGCUUAUUGGCAAGACUAGAAAAAGAAUUAACAAAUUAUUAUGCCUCCCAAUUUCCAAAUUCAAAUACUAUUAUUAAGGUUAAUGCACCAUUUAUAAAGGUCUAUGGAGACAUGUAUCAAAUUCCAAAAUAUCGAAGAACUGAGUUUUAUCAAAAUGGAUGUCACCUCAUUGAUGUACCACAUUUAGGAACAACAAGAAAAGAGGUUGUUGAUAAGAUGAUGAUUACGGAUGUGUUAAUGGACUUGAAUAUUUACAACAGACCAAUUCUCCCUCAAUUUUUUGGCCAAAAUCACUAUUCCAUGUCACUCUACAAUACCAUUCCAAGCUCAGCCAUUAUUUUAUUAACAGGAGAUCAAGAUUUUUGUAAUUUACUGGCUAGGUUGAAAUAUCAAUCGAUUCCAAGUGUUGUAGUGAUUAAAAAAGACCAGAGUCAACAUGGAGGAUAUGUAGUUGACGAGGAUCAGUCACUGAAUACCUUAUUACAAAGCAGUACAUUUUGGAUUCCAUUUGAAGAUAUUCUUAAUGACUCAAUUUCUGGAAUGGAAAAAGAAAAGAAAAGACUUUUGCAAGGAGGGAGCUCCCAAAUAUCGUUAUCCAAGGAAACUACAAAUAACUCGACGACACUAGACGUUUCUUCAUCUCCUGUGAAACCUUCAAAACCUAAAACUCAAAUGACGCUGGAUGAAUAUAUUGAAUCUAUUGCUCCUCAAACACCUCGAGAACUCAUUCCAAAAGACAUCAAACUUAUUAGCUUCAUAUUAUUGAAGUAUUUAGAGCCACUAGAGUUGGGAAAUUUAAGCUCGAAAUUGCUUAAUUUAAACAUUCAGCCAAAGAAAUUGAAGAAAUUUAUUGAAAGCUAUGAUAGUGGAAAGUUUUUAGAAUUAACAAAAGCCAACAACUCUACAAAUAUCUUAUUAGUAGAUAGAAAGAAAGUGCUAAAGCUUUUACCCUCCAAUAUCAAAGUCUCCACUAUGCCUGUAAAGGCAACAAGCAGUAGUGCUGACAUCAUUUCUCAUGAAAUUUCAAGCUCAAAAGAACCUCGUGCUAAAAAAGAAGUGGUCACUAACACUCCAACAUUGUUAAAUGACAUGUCAUCGAGCCAGUUUUCUGUGGACGCAAAAUCCUUGCAACCACUUGGAGUCAGUGGUGAAGAACCAACAAUAAUGACAGACAGCGAUUUAUUGAAUUCAGAAACUCCUCUUGUCGAGUCAGCCUUCCCAGAGGAGGAUGGACAUGAACAUGGAGUACUCGAUACUCGCAAAGAGGGACUUCCUUCCGCAUCAUGUCAUAUGAGUCUUGAAAAUUAUAUGCUACGAUAUCUUUCUCCUCCAACCAAGCGCGAUCUAGACAUUAAUGAUAUGCACUUAAUUUGCUUCUUAUUACUCUUGGAAGAUAGCAUGGAGUUAGGUGCAUUAAGCAGUAGAUUAUUUAAUUAUAACAUUAAGCCAAAAUCAUUGAAAAAGAAGUUAAUUGAAUUUAACACGAUGGGUGACACAAAUGGAAACCUUGUUGGGAUUUUCAAAUUGGAGCAAAAAGGAAACAUGUUGUUAAUCUCUUUAACAGAUAGAGAGAGUGUAUUAAGACUGAUCCCUGACAAUGUUGAAUACAUACCUCCCAAGUAUCCAUCGUUGUCGUCAAUGCUCUUGUUUGACGAGCAAGAAAAUCAUCAAAACCUUGAAGAAGCUACUCAACAGGCUGAUUCACAAAUUGGAGGCGACCAUUUGAACGGUUUGGAUGAACACGAGAAUGUAACCAUGAGCUCAUCCAACCCUUUAAUAUCACCAAAUAUGCAAUCUCUCAUUCCAAAACAAUCCUUGGUGUUGAACCAAUCUAAAUCUUCCAAUACUCUGUUACAAAAGAAGAAUUAUGAAACACCUAGCUCUUCUCCAACAUUGCUGUUGUUGAGAAGUGGACAAGAAUUACCAAUUCCUUCAUUUAAACGAAAAGAGGAAUCAGGAAAAAGAGUAAAGUCUCCUCCUUCCAGUGAAGAUACAGAUGAAACUCAAAGUUCAAUAUCAGACUCAAGUACAAGUAGCAAAAAGAGUAUUAGCAAUGAUUUAUUACUUGAGUUGGAGAGUAAGGUGAAGGAAAUGCCAAAUCGAAGAAUGAGUUACAUGGCCCUAAAAAAGUAUUACAAGUCUCUUGGAUACAAUACCAAACAUUUGCAAAGGAAAAUAUCACAAAUAUCGCCACAUUUAACAGUUGUACAGAGAGGAAAUGACAUGAUGGUAGAAUAUUCAGAUAACAAAUCCUCUGGACUAGAUUCAAAGAAAGAGCCAAAAAUUGCAACAUUUCACAGUAUUCUAUUAAUCAUUGAGCAGUUAUCUAAAGAUUACCCAUACGAAGCUGAUUUAUCUGUGGUUGGUACUUUGAUCAAACAAUUAGGUUGGAAAAUUGAGGGAAAUAUGAAACUUAAGGACUUUCUCCAAAUGAACGACACGUCUCAAAUUUUGCAAUUUGACAAGUCAAAGAACAAUUGGAUCGUACGAAUCAAAAAACAGCCCCUCAUGAAGAAACAGUAA